AUGAGUCUGAACAGAGGAAGACAGCAGGAUUUUCUCAGCCCUAAUCUCGAUACAAGUUAUAGAGGCCAAUCUGAAGACAAUACAUCAACUUUUGUUUUUCAAGAGGAUGAACCUGAUACCAUACCCUUAAGACCAGACUAUUUUAGUACUAUAAGUAGUAAUAUCGGCAAAGAUGAAUCAACUGAAUCGCUCGAUUUCCAACGACCACCACCCUCUCAUCUCCAUGCUAGAUCUGACAUACAAGGAUAUCCUGACCGUCCUAUUUUUGACACUAGUCCAAUACCAUCUGAUAAUCAAGGAAAUCCGUUUUCUGGAGAUUAUGAAAUGCAACCCCAAAGGAGAUUUACUCUUUCUCGUUAUAGACCAUUCGCAUCCUCUUCUAGUGAAGUAUUUGGUGACCAAGAGUAUGGUGGACGUCCAGAUUAUGGUAUGUUCAAAGGUGAUGAAUAUGAAUUGACUAUUGUACCUCGCUCAGCUUCUGCAAUGGGUUAUGGUGAACUGGACGAAACUGUUCGAGAUGAAUCUGAUAAUGAGGAUUAUGACUACGAUGGUGCUCCUGAAAAACCUCCCAAACCACUGUUCCCUAAAGCUGCACCCUUCAAAGCUCACAACGGACACUUGGUCUUGGAUUGUCCAAUUGCAAAAGAAUUAUUGUCUAAGUUACCGGAUUAUAAACCUGAUGUCGAAGGCGGUGGGUUU
Molecule: messenger RNA, 699 nt
Organism: Hemisphaericaspora subhashii
Lineage: Eukaryota; Fungi; Ascomycota; Pichiomycetes; Serinales; Debaryomycetaceae
Product: CHS2
Exons: 1
Source: RefSeq, a predicted model, not a curated record